Paramormyrops kingsleyae is the source of this 822-nucleotide messenger RNA. The record is from RefSeq and is a predicted model, not a curated record. Lineage: Eukaryota; Metazoa; Chordata; Actinopteri; Osteoglossiformes; Mormyridae.
AUGCCAUCUUCUAAUAUUACCUCCAUAACAGAGUUUGUUGUACUAGGGUUCCCAGGACUUCAGCCUGGGUACAAUGGACCUGUCUCAGCCCUUAUGUUCUUUGUCUUUCUGGCCAUUAUAGCAGGUAAUAGUUUCAUAUUAAUUUUGGUGUCCAAGGAGAGAUGCCUCCAAAAGCCCUCUUAUCUCAUAUACUGUAACCUGGCCAUUUCAGACAUUGCUUUCGCCACCACUACCCUGCCAAAAAUGAUUGCCCGGUAUUGGGCUGAAGCUAAGACUAACUCCACCAUUCUGGCCCUGUGUGGCCUGGCUUGGCUCAUAUGUCUUUUCUUAAUGGCUUUGCUUGUAUAUCAGGCCGUCUCUUUGCCCUACUGCAGCUCAAAUGUCAUCGUACAGUGUUACUGUGACCAUAUCGGUAUAACCAGACUAGCGUGUGAAAAUGUAAAGGAGGUUCAACUGACAGCUUUCAUUGUAGCCAUGACAAUACUGCUAUGUCCACUUGCUUUCAUAAUAUUUUCUUACAUCUCAAUCAUUAUAUCAGUCUUCAAAAUUGCAGACUCAGAGGGACGAUACAAAACCUUCUCCACCUGCAGUCCACAGCUAUUCAUCAUAGGCCUCUAUUACCUCCCCCGGUGUUUCGUUUACAUCGCAAACAACAUAAACCUGACGAUCAGCACAGAUUUCCGUAUCCUGAUGAUCAUGCUGUACAGCCUCUUUCCUCCCAUGGUGAACCCUCUGAUAUACUGCUUCAGAACCAAGGAAAUCAAGGAUACUUUAGUCAGGAGAUGGAAAAUCAGAAAGACCUGCAGGUGGCAGUUCUCAUGA